AGACCUAAGCGUAACUAAUUUCGGUUAAUCUUGCCUAAUGCUCCUUUAACUAUUGGAGCAAAAUCCAUAAUUCUCGAGAAUCCUCCUACUUUAAAAUUCGGCGAUCUUCGAUAGCCUUCGUACAAUUUCGCUUACACUCGAGCCCACUUCGGCAAUCUUCGUUGGAUGUUCGAUAACUCAAUGACCAUGGAGGUGGGAGCGGAGGCCCAGCAGGGUGCAGACACGGCUGUGGCUGAGACUGAGGCCCAGCAGAUUACCCAGGCCCAGAUCGCCACGCUCACUCAGGUGACUGUGGGUGCAGGACACACCACCGCCGCCGCCCCCACAGUCACCCUGGUGCAGCUGCCUAACGGGCAGACAGUGCAGGUCCACGGAGUGAUCCAGGCAGCGCAGCCCUCCGUCAUCCAGUCUCCACAGGUGCAGGCAGUCCAGAUCUCUACAGUGGCGGAGAGCGAGGACUCGCAGGAGUCCGUGGACAGCGUGACUGACUCUCAGAAACGCAGAGAGAUCCUCUCCAGACGCCCUUCUUACAGGAAGAUUCUGAACGACUUGUCGUCAGAUGCCCCAGGAGUACCAAGAAUUGAGGAAGAGAAAUCUGAGGAAGACGCUGCACCUGCCAUCACUACAGUUACCGUGCCAACCCCCAUUUAUCAGACCAGCAGUGGCCAGUACAUUGCCAUCACACAGGGCGGAGCCAUCCAGCUGGCCAAUAACGGCACAGACGGUGUGCAAGGUCUGCAGACUCUGACCAUGACAAACGCGGCAGCUGCACAGCCAGGCACCACUAUCUUGCAGUACGCCCAGACGAGCGACGGGCAGCAGAUCCUGGUGCCCAGCAACCAAGUGGUGGUGCAAGCUGCUUCAGGAGAUGUUCAGGCGUAUCAGAUCCGCACAGCAGCAGCGAGUACCAUCGGCCCUGGAGUGGUCAUGGCCUCAUCGCCUGCUCUGCCCAGCCAAGGAGGUGCUGAGGAGGCCACGCGCAAACGAGAAGUGCGCCUCAUGAAGAACAGGGAGGCAGCCCGAGAGUGCCGCCGGAAGAAGAAGGAGUACGUGAAGUGUCUGGAGAACCGUGUGGCUGUUUUGGAGAACCAGAACAAAACUCUCAUUGAGGAACUGAAAGCUCUCAAAGACCUGUACUGCCAUAAAUCUGAGUAACACCCUCAUCCGUGUUUGUCCUUGGUGGACUUCAGUGUACAUGUACAGAGACUGUGUGUGAGUUCUCCCUGGAAGGAACGCAUGUUUUCUAAAUAUACUUUUUAAAAAAAAAAAAAGAAAGGAAAAAAAAACGCUUCAGACUGCCUGGAAAUUCCCAUGAACACACUGGGGCAUGAACCCCAUGGCCAAAAUCUCCACACCAACGGAUCACGUCUUUACAAAUAAAUCACGUGAAGGUGUUCUACGAAUUAAUAAUCCCCUGACUCGUUUCUCCUGUUAAGCUCCCCAGGUGUGUUGGAAAAAACAUUCUCAUUAAUGUUAAUGUGUUGAUUUAGAAACACCUAACUGAUACUGAGAUAGAAAAGUUUUUAACAAAUCUGAAUAUAUUGUAAGAGGUGCAAGCAACUCAGUUAUGCUAUUUAAAUAUAUCUACACAUCUGUGGACGUUGAGGGUCAGCUGGAAUGAGAAACAUUUUUCCUCAAGCAUCAGAUUUUGAGCUAUAUUUGUCUGACUGUUACUAAUAUUUGGUGUCAAAUGUUUGAGUUAGUGUUUUUUGCCUACUUACACACAUUUCUACUGUAAAAUAUUGUUAAAUUUAAUUUUGAUGCCUUAUAAAAUAACUACGAAAACAAAUCAAGAGAAUUUAAGGCAUUUAUAAAUGAAAAUAUUUGUAUUGUCUAUAGGAAACUAUUCUAGUCAUGUACAGUACUGUGUCUUAAAAAAAGUCUUAGGCAUGUGCAAAGAAAUGCUGUAGAGCAAAGAUGCCUUCAAAAAUAAUGAAAUUAAAUGUCUCUACAUUAAAGAAAAAUACUAUAAAGAGCAGUAAACAGUAAUAAAUGAAACAAAGUUGAUAUUUGGUGUGACGACCCUUUGCUUUAAAAAAAAAAUAAAUAGUAGUCUCAGGUACAAUGUGUGCAGUUUUUAUAAGGAAAUGAGCUGUAAGUGUUACUGAGCAUCUGGCAGAACCAGCCACAGUUCUUCUGGAGACUUUAACUGUCACACUUGCUUCUAAUUUUUUUUAUGCAAAACCCAGCAUUAUGUUUUUGUUAUGUUUUUUGCCUGAAAAGUAGACUCUUACGUAAUAUGCUGCUUUCUUUACUGACAUACAAACAUUUAAUUUUGUGCUGACUUAUGUUUGGAAAUCUAAAAUGUUUUUGUACUGACUCAAUAAUGUAGAAGUCAAAAUAAAAAUCCAUAACAAAGUUUGUACUAAAAAAAAAAUA
Molecule: messenger RNA, 2379 nt
Organism: Pangasianodon hypophthalmus (striped catfish)
Lineage: Eukaryota; Metazoa; Chordata; Actinopteri; Siluriformes; Pangasiidae
Gene: creb1b
Product: cAMP responsive element binding protein 1b
Exons: 8
Coding region: 166-1155 (329 amino acids)
Biological process (GO): regulation of transcription by RNA polymerase II
Cellular component (GO): ATF4-CREB1 transcription factor complex; nucleus
Molecular function (GO): protein binding; DNA-binding transcription factor activity, RNA polymerase II-specific; cAMP response element binding
Source: RefSeq, a predicted model, not a curated record